AUGACGUCUCUGGUGGUGACGGCGACUACUUCGGUGGAGGAGACAGAAUCGUCGACUACGAGCACGACGAAGACGGUAAUCUCGGUGCCAUCGUCGGUUGUGUCGGUGGCUUCCAUUUUGCCACUGGAGCCUGAGACCACCGAGAUCGUGUCCAUUUCCCUGCAAAUCCGUCGAGCCCUGGAAUGCCCAAUAUGUCUGACCAUGAUGUCUGCCAUGUCGUGCUUCUGCUCCAAUGGGCACGCCAUCUGCCAAUCAUGCAUGCUGUCGCUGUUGAACACUAGCACCACCAACACCCUGUGCCCGCUGUGCCGGACGUCGAUGGUGCAGUCCGUGAGCAUGUCGGUCAUGAUAAUUAAACUGGCUGAGGUGACCACGUUGGUGAAGGUGGCGUGCUCAAACUGGUCUUUUGGGUGCCCUGAUAUGGUUCCUGUUAGAUACGUUACCGAACACGAGUCCGUGUGUCGGUACGUGCCAGAUGUGCCGUGUCUGGUACAUAUGUGUCAGUGGGUCGGCAUGUACGGACAGCUGUACGAACACGUGUCCAACGUGCACCCUGGUGUUACCGUUGAGUCUUCGAUAAACCGGUUGAACGUGAACGACCUCCACACAAUUACUAGGAACCAGCGCAGGACGUACCUGGUCCGUUCGGAGUCCGGCAUGAUGUGGGUGCUGGUGUCGCGGGGAAUGCGGUUCCGGCUCCAGAUGAGACUGUUCAUGGUGAAGGGACACUCGACAUCUAACCUCAACCAAUAUCGAGCUAACCCACGACUACCGGAAUUAUUGUACCGGGUCACGUGGUUCGAUGGUAACAACCGGACCCGGGCCAAGAGCCUUACGAAGCAGGUGUUCUGGAGUACAUCCCUGAAAAAGGGCUGCCACACCACGUUCUUUCCCUUCACGUACUCCAUGUUCCAGCCCAAUUCGGGUCGCAUGGAGAUCAGUUGGUUCCAUCGUUACGAUUUCAACAGCCAGGUACGAAACCAUCCAUCCUCGACUUGA
This is a messenger RNA of Macrosiphum euphorbiae (potato aphid), 999 nucleotides long. The record is from the annotation of a GenBank genome assembly. NCBI's taxonomy places the organism in Eukaryota, Metazoa, Arthropoda, Insecta, Hemiptera, Aphididae.